Cylindrotheca closterium is the source of this 2526-nucleotide messenger RNA. Lineage: Eukaryota; Bacillariophyta; Bacillariophyceae; Bacillariales; Bacillariaceae. The record is from the annotation of a GenBank genome assembly.
AUGGCUAAACGACGAAAAGGAAAGCACAGUAGCGGCAGGAGUACCCCCAGUUCCAUCACGCCACCUCCGUCGGCUCCAGGGUCCGACGAGGAGGAUGACACUCACGAACAGGACGCAACGAAGAAGCCUGAUACAAAUGAUGAAGAGAUGAAAGAAGCAUCAGAAUCUCCCAGGAAAGACAAAGAAGAACCUCUUCAAAAAGUGGAAGGAAAUGAAAUCCCAUUGGUAUUGACCAGCAGCGAGAAACGUCGGGGAGUCUACGAAUGCGACUAUUGUCAUUCGGACAUUUCCCAACUUCCUCGUAUUCGCUGUGCCAUUUGUCCCGAUUUUGACUUGUGUUUGGAUUGCUUUUCUACCACUGAUCACCAGGCGGCAAUUGCCCGGCUAAAGGCAGCAGCUAAUACGCAUUCUGAACUAAGCAAGGAUGGAAUUCAGUCCACGAUGGUAACGGGAAUAUCUGUAUCCUCCCAAAAUGGAUAUCCAUUGUCGCAAGGAUAUAAGGUAUGUGAUAGUACAAGAUAUCCUAUGUUCGGUCCAUUCAAGCAUUCUAGUAUCAAGACUGCUGAUGAAAAAGACCAAGAUCAGGAAAUGUCAGAGGGAGAAGGAAAAUCAUCCGAAGACAAGUCAGCUGCCUCAGCACCUUCACCUUUGGACAUUUUGACCAUAGUGGACGAUCCCAAGGUGAUUUGGACGAUCGAAGAGGAUCUCCGACUGUUGGAUGGUAUCAAAACGCAUGGGCUAGGAAACUGGACCGAAAUUUCAGAAGCCGUCAGUGGAAAUGGAUCCACUGGAAAGACCCCCAAGCGAUGCAUGGAAAGGUAUCUGGAUGAUUUUUUGGGUCGUUAUGGUCAUAUCCUUCCUGCCUACACUAUCAUUGAUGAUGCUGUUGAGGAUGAAGUAGAGGCACCUAAAGAAACGACCAAUGAUGGGGAAGAAUCCUCCAAGCCUGAAGAAGAGGAGGCUGUACGGAGCUCCAAACGACGAAUGUCCUCAUUGUCUCGAAUGCCCAGCAAUCUGAGCACUACCUCCAAGGCACGCAAACGAUACCGAGUUACAAGAACCGAGACCUUACCCGAAUACAAGAAACUCAAACUCAAGCCAUUUCUUCCAGAGGUGGAAGGCGUAGAAAUUGGACAAGAAGUUUGCCGAGAGCAAUCGAAAAGAGCCGAACUCGAAUUUGUCAAGGCAACGGCUGAUGCUUCCACACAAGAAGAGGUUGACAAAAUUAAGGAGGAAUGGAUUGAAACAAGAAUGAAUCGCCCCGGGGCUCCUACUGUCUUGCCUCCGAGACCAUCGGAUACAGCCUUGUUGCCAGGUGCCGAUUUGCUGGGCUUUAUGCCUCGUCGCGGAGAUUUCGACAUUGAAUGGGAAAACGAUGCGGAAGAGUCCAUUGCGGACAUGGAAUUCACACAGAAUGAUACUCCCCAAGAAAGAAAACUCAAGGUACAAGUAUUGGAGAUCUACUUCCAAAAGCAAGAGGAACGGGAACGGCGCAAAAAUUUCAUCAUGACCCGCAAGUUGUAUGACUACAAGAAAUUUUUGGAAGAUGAAGAAAAGAUUCCUGUGGACGAACGGGAUUUGGUCCAACGGUUGCGACUGUUUGAAAGGUUCCACACACCAGACGAGCAUAAGCAAUUCAUUGCGGGUAUUAUCAAGGCCAAGAAAUUGCGCAAGGAAAUUGCCAAAUUGCAAAUGUACCGUCGGAUUGGCAUUCGCACCUUGUUGGAAGCGGAAAAAUACGAACUAGAUAAGGAGCGACGCCAAUUCCACAAGGCUGCUCAAUGUCAAAAGGAAGCGGAAGCCACGACCAAGGCAACUGGGGCGCAAGAUCCUAUUGCUACUUCAAUCGCUUCCACUAUACAAGCAACGGAUACCAAGCCUGCGGAUACUGCACUGUGGAAGCAAUACAAGCACAAUGACCGGAGAGGCCGACGAAGCAUCAAUCGGACUAUUAGUUCUUUAUCAGAUGGGGGCGUAACAGACGUUUCCGAAGCUAGGGGGAUGGAAGAAAAUAACGGUGAGGAGAAGAAGGCCGAGGAAAGCAGAAAGGAAAAGAAGGAUGAUGGGAAGAAAGAGGAGGAAAAGAAGGAUGACAAGACGGAAAAUGAGAAGGAUAGCAAGUCGAUGGAGGUAGAUGAAAAGGAUACAGAUGUCGAAAUGAAGGACACAGAGGUAGAGAUCAAAGCUCCAGAACAGGAUGCAUCAUCCAAGAAGGAGAAAAGCAAGAACAAGGAGCAGGCAGAAUUUGAUAUUUCUGCAUCGAAGGGUUACGAUUUGCUUUCCAAACGAGAGAUUGAAUUGUGCCUGAGACUGAAGAUUUUCCCCGUCCAAUACCUCGAAAUAAAAAAAGCGCUAAUAUUCGAGUCUAUGAGGAAAGGGCUCUUGGACAACGAAGCUGCAGGAUCCGCACGGAGGACAAUCGUUAAGGUCGAUGUGGAGAAGCGGGGCAACAUUAUCGAUUUUCUGGUUCGAGCAGGAUGGAUUUCGACAUCCUUGGGGAAAGCAGCAGUAUCGGUCAAUAAUUAA